Messenger RNA from Nematostella vectensis (starlet sea anemone), 1769 nucleotides. RefSeq names its product bone morphogenetic protein 2. Gene Ontology annotation, biological process: SMAD protein signal transduction. The transcript has 2 exons. Gene Ontology annotation, cellular component: extracellular region. NCBI's taxonomy places the organism in Eukaryota, Metazoa, Cnidaria, Anthozoa, Actiniaria, Edwardsiidae. Gene Ontology annotation, molecular function: cytokine activity; growth factor activity. The record is from RefSeq and is a predicted model, not a curated record. The coding region runs from base 195 to 1394 and encodes 399 amino acids.
UGUGCGUUAUUUUGGGCUGUACCGAGAUAAAUUGAAAAAUUUGCUAGUGUUUCAGGAUCUAAGGUUGAGUCGCUAGCUGAAAGCGACUGUUGUUACGCGCGAGAUUCCAGCGUGCAAGCGAAGGGCAUCCAGCCACAUUCUCAUGACGGUGCGUACAAUAUAAGGGGCGGUUUAGUGUCUGCACUGCUCAAACCAUGCACAGCUCGUCUACUCAGUCUCUCUCAGCGUGUCGUGAAAUGAAUCAUUUCAAACUUUUGCUGUUUUUAACGCUGCUGUAUCCGCCGUAUCGAACGGUCGCUGAUAAACGAUCUCUAGAAAUAGACGAUUUAAAAAGUGACUUACUCAACUUAUUAGAAGUGAAAGAAAAGCCUGCGAUUUCUAGAAGUAGGUGGCAAGUACCGAGAUAUGUAAUUGAGUUGUAUCGAAAGCAGGCUUUCAUCGAUGGCUUCACGAAGAACGGGCAUUCUACACCGGGAAGGACUGUCCGUACCUUCUUCCGAGACGAACAGGACAAAAAGGGGCCCCACAAGCACCUAUUCACUUUCAAUAUUUCCGCUAUGCGACCAGCUGAGAAAGUGGAACACGCGGAAAUUAGGAUUUUUAAGCGGAGGUCGAGCCUACCGAAUCCUCGUGCACUAUACAAGGUUACAGUGUCUCGCCUGACAAAGCCUUGGAGUUCCGUAAACAAAAGAUGGAAAAGAAAAUUGGUGGCGUUGGAUGUCCAAUUGGUUAAAUGCAGGAAAGUGGGGGAGUGGAUAACCUUUAACGUAACAUCUGCUGUCAAAUUUUGGUCCAAGUAUCCGAGUAAGAAUUACGGCCUAUGGGUGUCUGUUCGCUCAUAUCAGGCACCGCCGUCUGACUUCAAGAUCGCUACCGGCGGUCGAAAGGAUCCUAUUCUUGUGGAAUUUGGCGUCGAUCGGGAAAAGCUUCAAAAAGCGCAGAUGGCUGAAAUACAGGAUGAGCUUCAAGAAAAGAAACAUGCCUUGAAUUAUAAAGUACCGAACGUGGACGACCUUAGUCGUGAUAAUAGCAAAAUUAUCAUGGCCUCUCGGACGAGGAGCCGAAGGGACGUGGCGGACAACUUGUGUCGUCGCCACAGAUUGUUCGUAAAGUUCCAGGAGUUGAAUUGGAGCGACUGGAUUCUCGCACCUCGUGGGUUUAGCGCCUAUUACUGCACAGGGACUUGUCCUGAAGUCAUAGAACAAUACUUCAAUCCGACAAAUCACGCAAUUAUCCAGAACUUGUUGCAUCAUCGGUACAGUAAAUCUGUCCCUGCGGCAUGCUGUGUGCCGACAAGACUUCAUUCUAUCAGUAUGUUGUACUUUGAGCUGGAUGGCAGCAUAGUUCUUAAGGAGUACGGGGAGAUGGUAGCAGCUUCUUGUGGCUGUAGGUAGAGACAUCAUAGACAAUCACUAAUGACUGGCCAAAUCCCUCCGUCGCACGCACCAAGUCUAUAGUUGAACUAUUAUACCAUUUACGGGGUUAAGGGAGUCUAAAUUUUAUUUAUAUCAUGUCUUUUCGACGGGGUGAAAACUUGGGUAAUAUUUAGAGUAAAACUCACUGCUUAUUGUUGUGACGUUUAGAUUUGAAUGAUAGUCUGGCAAAGCCAUUUAUACAUAUGAUAGAAAGAUAUAGAAAAAAUUUAUUUGAUUCCGCUGUUCGCGGAGUUAAGAAACAAAAGCAGUAGUUUAUGCAAAGCUUCUAGUGAAGUUCCUUUGACUUGAACUUCGUUGAAGAUAAUUAAACCAUUAAAACAAUUUCAAUUAUUA